AUGGGGUCCGUCUGCAAUGUGAAUGGCAAGGCAGUGGCAGUGCCGUCUUAUGCUGAGAAGAUUUUGGUGGUGGACCCUGCAACUGGCCAGGCUUCGGCCCUCGACCUCCCUGCAGGCAUUGAUGCAAGAGGCAAUGCGAAAUACAUGUCCGUCUGCAAUGUGAAUGGCAAGGCAGUGGCAGUGCCGAAUCAUGCUAAGAAGAUUUUGGUGGUGGACCCUGCAACGGGCCAGGCUUCGACCCUCGACCUCCCUGCAGGCAUUGAUGCAAGUAGGGAAUGGAAAUACAGGUCCGUCUGCAACGUGAACGGCAAGGCAGUGGCAGUGCCGUAUAAUGCUGAGAAGAUUUUGGUGGUGGACCCUGCAACUGGCCAGGCUUCGGCCCUCGACCUCCCUGCAGGCAUUGAUGCGCACAGGGAAUGGAAAUACUUGUCCGUCUGCAACGUGAAUGGCAAGGCAGUGGCAGUGCCGUAUAAUGCUGAGAAGAUUUUGGUGGUGGACCCUGCAACUGGCCAGGCUUCGGCCCUCGACCUCCCUGCAGGCAUUGAUGCAAGUAGGGAAUCGAAAUACAGGUCCCUCUGCCUCCCUGCAGGCAUUGAUGCAAGUAGGGAAUCGAAAUACAGGUCCGUCUGCAAUGUGAAUGGCAAGGCAGUGGCAGUGCCGGCUUAUGCUAAGAAGAUUUUGGUGGUGGACCCUGCAACGGGCCAGGCUUCGGCCCUCGACCUCCCUGCAGGCAUUGAUGCGCACAGGGAAUGGAAAUACUUGUCCGUCUGCAACGUGAAUGGCAAGGCAGUGGCAGUGCCGAAUCAUGCUGAGAAGAUUUUGGUGGUGGACCCUGCAACUGGCAAGGCUUCGGCCCUCGACCUCCCUGCAGGCAUUGAUGCAAGUAGGGAAUGGGAAUACUUGUCCGUCUGCAACGUGAAUGGCAAGGCAGUGGCAGUGCCGCUUUAUGCUGAGAAGAUUUUGGUGGUGGAGCUGCCGCAAUCCACGGUGUUGAGCUUCAGCCUGCACCAGAGUGCUGUCCAGCACACACCCGUUUUCGCCGAGCUGGUGGCAGCUUUGUUGAGCUACUGGGUGUACACGGACGAGCCGGAACCCCCACAUCUCGAGAGUACCGCCAUGCAAGUUCAUCGAGUGGUUCAGCCGGUCGAGUUUGGUUCAGCCGUGAAGAUCGCCACCGUCACUGCUGACUUACCAACUGGCAAGGUGCUGUACGUCGCCUUUAAGGGCACUUCCUACAUCCUGGAUUUCUACAACUGGAACCUGGAGCAUCAUCACACCAUGACGCAAGAUCCCGACUUCUUCGUCCACGGCGGAGCUGCGAGCACAAUCCAGGAGGCUAGCUUCUGGCAUGAGCGGAGUUUUGCAGAGCGUUUACAGGAGGCGAGGAAGAACGGGGUGCGGAGGGUCGUUUUGACAGGCCACUCCUUGGGAGGAAUGUAUGCAGCAUUGGCACUUUACAAAUACUGGAAGAAGAAGGAUGGCCAGGAUGGCGCCUCGCAGGAAGUCGUGUCUCUUCCGUCCAAUUUCGACGUGCGGUGCGUCACCUUUGGCUCUCCGAUGGUCUUCGGUGGCAGCUCCCACCAAGCGCAACAAUUUAAAGCAUUUGCGCAGAAGCGAGCCGUGAACUACAUCAAUGAGAACGACCCCUGCCCCCGUGCCUGGGGCGCCCUGAAUCUCCAACAGUUUGUGGAAGUGGCGGUCAAAACCGUUCAGAAGGGAUUGGUCGACGAGCAGGGCAGCAUCUCUGGGUUUGUGGCAUCGAAGGUCGUUGGAGCGGCUGCAGAAAAAGUCCUGAACCGACAGGACUUUCGCCAGAUCGAGGACCUUGCUGAACGGUAUGAGCACUUUGCAGAGCUAAAGGUGUUGAGUUCUCAGCGGCAGGUCGCUCGCUGGAAGGAGUUCCAGCUCACCCCAGAUUGUCUGAAAGACCACUCCGUGUUGGCUUACGUGAACCGGCUCUUCGAUGCCUUCGACGACAGCCGGCCCGAGUGCCAUGUGCACACCCAGGAAUCUCGCGCCGUACCCAGUGGCGAAGCCCUUAGCAGCCUUAGCAAUCCCUUUUCGGGAGCUUACAAUCUGACCUGGAUUGACAGAUUUUUAGCCAGAAUUUGGCCAACAACCAGCCAGAAGGCGCUGGCAGCGGGGUGA
Symbiodinium sp. CCMP2456 is the source of this 2148-nucleotide messenger RNA. Lineage: Eukaryota; Dinophyceae; Suessiales; Symbiodiniaceae. The record is from the annotation of a GenBank genome assembly.